CUCUCUCAGACGCUUCUCGCACCGCUCUCAGACGCUUUCCCCCCUCUUUCCCUGACCUCUGGGAGCGAAGAACGGCACGCCGUGAACCGUGACCGUGACGGAGAUGAGCUACUCUGUUGACGCAUUCACGAGUGAGUUGAUAUCGGGACCUCUGCCCAGCAGCAUCUAUUUGAAGCUGGAUCUGUGCUACAAAGUCGAGUACGAGCAGGAAGGGUGAGCGGAAGAGAUCAAUGGCCAAGCAUGAUGAUCCCAUGCAGCGGCAUCCACAUUUCCUUUUUGGUGAGCAGUUACAGUCGCAAGGAGGGCCCCUGGGCUGAGGAUCAAACGGUGACUUACGUGAGCUCCGCAGCAGCAGCCCGCCACAUCGCUCGCGACAAACUGCGCGAGAAACUGGGGUGGCACUCGCGCCUGCGCCUGGGGUGGCUGGGGAGCGACGAGGCCGACCUUGGGCAAGACGUGGUCGUCUUCAAGGACGAGGCAGGCGGGUGCGUCUGGCGGGCCGUCUACAGGGACGACGUCCUCCGCGACGAAGACUACACCAAGCACACGGUGGCGGUCCACCAGCGCUACAUGCCCCAAGACAAGAUCCAGCACGGUAUUCGCGCUGCACUGCAUGCAGUGAGUGGUGUUAAAAUGGCUGGCUGCCACGGCGUGUGUGCGCGCAUGUGCCUGUGUCUUGCUGUCUUGCAGUGCCGGAGGUGUCUGAGGAGGGUUCGCUGUUCCAAAGGGAACGUGCGGGCCGCUGGGGCAUCCAACCCGAUGACUUCGAUGAGUUGGAGGAGGAGGAUGACUGACAGACCGACAGGAUGCUGGAUGAAUGACAUGGAUGGAGGUGCGGCAAUGGGUCCGACGGAUCAAGCAGAGGUGGAUGUGACAUCGAGAUGGGGGAGGGAGGGAGGGAGGGAGGGACAGUCUUUUGUAGUGCCGGCUGGGCAUUGUGUGCAUUUCAUGACGUCUCUUAUGCGCAGAGAGAGUGAGGCAUCCGAGGCCGUUUAUGCCUCGGGGCGUGGAUGAGUGAGCGUGUUUGUGUGUCUGUAUUGCGGGAUGGACCCAAUAGUGUCUUCAGGUAGGUGGUGUCAGUGUUCAUGCUGGCUACGGCGGUUCAUCCCGACUUGACGCAUUUAUGGCGUCAUGCGUGUGUGUCAUCUGUGCGGCCGCUUGUGUUUUUUUUUGCCUCUCUAUCCCUGUGUGUCUGGUGCGCUCCUGCUAUGCCGUGCCGUGUUGGUGUGAUGGUGUUCCACGUGGUAUUGCAUGGUGUGUGCCCUUCUCGACGGGCGCAAAAACAGACAGACAGACGACAGUGAGAGGGGGCAACGCAGCCUGUGGUAUGGUUCUGUGUAUUUGUAUCUUAGCCAGCGAGGCACUUGCCGGCGGUGUGUGAAUGAAUGUGUGUGUGUGUGUGUGUGUGUGUCGUGUGGCCGUAUUGUAUCUCUCUCGAGCGAGGUGCUGCUGCUGCCUGAGAGAGUGAGAGCUGCAUGAGAUCUUUUUUCCCUCUCCUCCUCUUUCCCAGUCUACGUGUGUGUGUGCCGAUGUACUCGUUUCUGUAUCUGCCCGUCUGAGUGUUUUGUAGUGGUGCAGACAAAGAGAUGACCGACACACUCAUGGAAAGGACGAAAGGAAACAGACGUCAGCACUCGAUAGGUUGUAUGUAACACGCACACAACCAACGCGUCUUGUGAGUGAGUGGGUGGGUGAUGGUGUGUGUCUGUGUGUGGGGUGGAGAGGCCAGCCAGUGACGUGUGGGUGUCUCGCCGCACAAGCGAGACGGCGAGAGUGAGGCUGCCUCUGGGUGUCAUGUCUCUCUCUCUCUCUCUCUGUGUGUGUGUGUGUGUGUCUGCAUGUGUGUGAAUCGUACGUGCAUCCGUACUCUACAGACGUCUGGCUGUCUGUCAUUCAUACGCCAUAUGGAUCUCUGUCUGUCUGUCUGUCUGUCUGUCAGUAGUGUAGCGAUGUGUGGGUGCUGCCGCCUUUUUUUCUGGCUGUGUGUCCAUGGAAUGUUGUGCUGUCGAGUGGCGCGGGUGAGUGAUCGAGUGAGACUCAUGCCGUUCCGUCUGUCUGUCUGUGUUCCUUCCUGCGGACCGAUCGGCCCAUGGCUGUCUGUAAGUAAGGUGGGAGGGAGGGAGGCGUGUGUGUGUCUAUGUGACGGUGAUUUCUCGUGGCCCUGUCUGCUCGUCUGUUGUGCGUUGAUCAACAUGGAUGGCAAUUCUGCGUGUGGUGCCUGCCAUAUGGACACAACUCGACUGCGCUGCUCUUUCUCUUCACUGCGACACCUGUAUGUCUGUGUCAUGUCAGUGUGGUGUUGUGAUUGAGACCUAUGACACAUCAAUUUUGAUACUCGCUC
Molecule: messenger RNA, 2341 nt
Organism: Vitrella brassicaformis
Lineage: Eukaryota; Vitrellaceae
Source: the annotation of a GenBank genome assembly